GGGCGAGGAGCCGACGUCAGUCAUCCUCGUCCCGUGCGCGCCAAGUCCGCUGCCUGAGCCCUGCAAUGUGCGCUGUGCUCCGCAAACCCAAGAGCGUCAAGUUGCGAGCCCUACACAGCGCGAGCAAGUUCGGCGUGGCGGCACGGAGCUGCCAGGAGCUGCUGCACAAGGGCUGCGUCCGCUUCCAGCUCCCGGUGUCCGGCUCCCGGCUGUGCAUGUACGAAGAUGGCACGGAGGUGACCGACGACUACUUCCCGAGUCUCCCCAACGACGCCGAACUCCUGCUGCUCACUGCUGGCCAGACCUGGCAGGGCUAUGUGAGUGACAUCACUCGCUUCCUUAGUGUGUUUAAUGAGCCACAUGCCGGGGUCAUCAGGGCUGCAAGGCAACUGCUGUCAGAUGAGCGGGCCCCACAGAGGCAGAAGCUACUGGCCGACCUUCUGCAUCAUGUCAGCCAGAACGUCACUGCUGAGACCCGGGAGCAGGACCCUUCCUGGUUUGAGGGUUUGGAGUCUCGAUUCAGGAACAAGUCUGGCUACCUGAGAUACAGCUGCGAGAGCCGGAUCCGGGGCUACCUGAGAGAGGUGAGUGCUUACGCCUCUGCGGUGGAUGCAGCGGCUCGAGGAGAAUUUGAGCGGGUCCUUAGCUCCAUGAGCCAGAAACUCAAGUCUGUGAAGUACAACGGCAGCUACUUCGACAGAGGUGCAGAGGCCGGCAGCCGUCUCUGUACUCCAGAAGGCUGGUUCUCCUGCCAGGGCCCCUUUGACCUGGACAGCUGUCUUUCCAAGCACUCCAUCAACCCCUAUGGCAACAGGGAAAGCCGGAUCCUCUUCAGCACCUGGAACCUGGAUCAUAUAAUAGAGAAGAAGCGCACUGUGGUGCCCACGCUGGCCGAAGCCAUCCAGGACGGGAGGGAGGUGAACUGGGAGUACUUCUACAGCCUGCUUUUCACCGCGGAGAACCUGAAGCUGGUGCACAUCGCCUGCCACAAGAAGACCACACACAAGCUGCAGUGUGAUCACAGCAGGGUCUACCGGCCCCAGAAAGCGUCCAAGAAGAAGUGGCCUGCUCGGAAGCGCCAGUGACACACACCGGGCCCUCUGCCGUGACUGCAGGGUGAUGGGCCGUACGUACUGUCACUCUAGAAAAGCCUUUGAGAGUCUUUUUGACGUCUGGUUUGAGUACCUUCCCGGUUUGCUUCCCCAGCCUGACAGCCCAGUGCAGAGGACGGUGCUGGGCGCUCACUGUGUCCCUGUGAUGUGGCAGCAUCUUCAUGUCAGCUUGGGCACUGUGGUAUGGGGAUGGUAUGUGUUAGUCUGCACCUCAGCUUUUAUGGCCCGUUUCCAUGGCAAAGCCCCACAGCUCUGACUACAUUCCUCUGAGAAAUGGUGCUUCCGGGAUAAAUGUUUGCAUUUCACAAGGAAGAUGGAGGACGUUCUCUGCUUACCUGUUUUAAAUGGCAGGAGGUGAGAAGACUCCCAGUUGUCUUCUGGUGAGAACAGCUGACUGGGGCAGUACCUUGAGCCAUGGGAAAUUGCUGUUUUUCAUGGGUUAAAUAAUGGCUUUCUGCCGAGCUCGGUGGUGCACAGCUUUAGUCCCAGCACUCAGGAAACAGAGGCAGGCAGAUCUUUGUGAGUUCGAAGCCAACCUGGUCUACAGAGCGAGUUCCAGGACAGGCUUCAAAGCUACAGAGAAACCCUGUCUUGAAACACCAAACAAAUAAUGGCUUUCUGUCAUGAGUCUCAUGACUCAACACUGAUACAUGUGUGCACAAUUGGAGGCGGUUUAAGCUUUUAUGUGUAGAAUUGGGAAGCUGUUAAAGCACAGUUGGCAGAGAAUGACCCCGAAUUCAUGAUACACCUGUGGCAUCCCUAGAGCUGGGAUUACAGAUGUGCACCACCAUGCCUGGUAUUUGGUUUUGUAAACGUGUGUCAGUUUGUGCAGAGACAGUCUGAGGAAAUGCCACACUGUGAAGUCAGUAAACCUGAGGUAUUCAGCAGGAUGAGAUUUGAUCACCAGAUACUAACUUCCUGCAUCAUGUAUUUUAUGGUACUUGAUGUUUUGUUUUUCCUUCUAAGAUGGAUCUCGUUAUGUAGUUCUGGCUGGCCUGGAAAGCACUAUUAGAUCAGCUUAGCCUUGAACUCACAGAGUUCUGCCUCUGCCUCUUGAGUGCUGGGAUUAAAGGUGUGUGCACCACUCCUAGCAUGAAUUUUUUUAAAAAAUGAGCAUUUUAUAUGUUUUAUAAUGUUUGUAUUUUUACUGUAUUUUAAUUACCAUUUUUACCAUAUAAUCAGAAAAACAAAUAGAGUUUCCAGAA
This is a messenger RNA of Phodopus roborovskii (desert hamster), 2317 nucleotides long. RefSeq names its product DNA fragmentation factor subunit beta (gene Dffb). The transcript is spliced from 7 exons. NCBI's taxonomy places the organism in Eukaryota, Metazoa, Chordata, Mammalia, Rodentia, Cricetidae. Gene Ontology annotation, biological process: apoptotic process; apoptotic DNA fragmentation. Bases 66 to 1085 code for a protein of 339 amino acids. The record is from RefSeq and is a predicted model, not a curated record. Gene Ontology annotation, molecular function: DNA endonuclease activity. Gene Ontology annotation, cellular component: cytoplasm; nucleus.